This is a messenger RNA of Myxocyprinus asiaticus (Chinese sucker), 2677 nucleotides long. RefSeq names its product myelin-associated glycoprotein-like. The transcript has 11 exons. Bases 151 to 2124 code for a protein of 657 amino acids. Lineage: Eukaryota; Metazoa; Chordata; Actinopteri; Cypriniformes; Catostomidae. The record is from RefSeq and is a predicted model, not a curated record.
AUCAGAAGGGAAUCCGAGUUGAUGUGUUGCAAGAGAGUGCCGCCUUGUUUGUGAGGGAAGAACAGCAGCGGCUAGUAAACCGUUGGUGAGGGAGAGGGGAAAUACAGUUGGUUGCAGUCCAGCACUCUCUGCCAGCAGUUCAAGAGGUUUAUGGUGCAGAGUGAGACCAUGAAGGGCUUGGAGCUGCUGCUGUUGCUGCUUUUUCUCAAAGAUGUAAGUGCUCAGUGGAAUGUGUGGAUGCCCAGAGACAUUUCAGCCAUGACAAACACCUGUGUGGUUAUACCUUGUUCAUUCACAUACCCCUCUGGCGUUAGGCCUUACAGGGGAGUUCAUGGGAUCUGGUACUUUGGCCAACCCUACCCCCAACUUUUCCCUCCUGUGGUGUAUAAAUCCCGGACAGAUAUUGUUCAUGAAAGUUACAAAGGACGGACCAAGCUAUUGGGUGACCUGACGCAAAAAAACUGCACGCUACUGAUAAAUAACAUUGGCGUUGAACAUUCUGGGAAGUACUACUUUCGUGCAGACCUGGGCGGAGCAAACAUCUUCACGUUUCCUGACUUCACAAAACUGCAGGUGUUGGAUCAGCCCAACAUUGAUGUUCCAGAGGUAAUAAUCAGUGACGAGAGCCUGGACUUGACAUGCUAUGUCCCAGACAACUGUCCAGAUAUGAGUCCAGAGAUCCACUGGAUGUACACAGACUAUCUGCCUGACCCUGUUUUCACCCCUGACAAUGUUGAAGAAAGCAACACUGCUGUUCUGUCCAGCACUCUCACCUUCACACCCAAACCCAUGCACAACGGUCAGCUGCUGGGCUGCCGGGUCCACUACCCAAACAAAACCUUUGUCUAUGAACGCCUCAUUUCUUUGGACAUCAAGUACGGCCCUCGAACUGUGUGGGUGAAUGUGUCUCAAGACAUAAUGGAGGGGAGCUCUGUGGUCUUGCACUGUGAUGUGGACAGUAAUCCAGCUCCUACGAUAACCUGGUUGUUUGGUGAUAAAGAGCUGAUGUCGGAAACUGCCUCAAAUGCUUCGCUGCCCCUGGAGAACCUCACACCGGAACAGGAAGGCGUCUAUACCUGUGUGGGUGACAAUGGCUAUGGAAGCAUGAACACGUCCAUGUAUUUGGCAGUAAAUUAUCCUCCACGAGAACCGUGGAUCAAUGAAUCUCUGACAGUAUUGGAGGGAUCUUCAGUUGCUCUCCAAUGCAUCAGUAAGGGUAACCCGAUGCCCACAUUGACCUGGCUGAAGGAUGGGGAGCUAGUGGGCACCAUUACAGCAGAGGAGGGGUCUGUGCUGGAGCUGCACGAGAUCACGCCGCAGGCCGACGGCAUUUACCGCUGCCUAGCUGAGAAUGAAUAUGGCCGAGCCAGCAGCUCACUCAACGUUACGGUAGAAUUUGCUCCAGUCCUCCUGGAUGACUCUAAGUGCACUAUAGUUCGGGAGGGCGUUCAGUGUGUAUGCAUUGCCUCUGGAAACCCUGAGCCUGUGAUUGAAUUCUACCUGCCUGACCUCAAUAUCACCAUCAAUGGAACCAAUAACCGCUUCAGCUACUACAUGCACACAGAUGGGUACACGUCCACUGGCAUGAUCAAGCUCCGUGACAAGGGUGAAAGGGGAAACAACGGGGAUACAGCUGUCCAUGUGCACUGUAGCAUCAGCAAUAUGUAUGGCUCCGAGACAUUCCGCUUGGAACUGCAGCAGGAGAAAAAGUACAUGAUGGCCGUGAUAGUGGGGACUAUUGGAGGUGUGGCAGUAAUCGCCUUUAUCAUCGCAGCUGUGAGAUACGUCGGUCAGAACAAUAAAAAAGAGAAUGGUAACCCGGGGCAGGAUGUGGAAUCUAAAGUGGAGAAUCCCUCAAUGUUCUACAGCGCAGUCAAGAAGGACAAACAGAGUCUCAGGAAAAAAGUGCUUAAGACUGAGCUCCUGGGCUCAAAGUUUAACUCCAUCCUAGAGGAAGGCACGGGAGACGACAGUGAUUACAAAUCUGUUGGCUCGGUUGGAGUCAUGGAGAGGCAAGAGCUGAAUUAUGCUGCCCUAGAAUUUCUCCACGGACGACAUCGGGAGGGGAGCUUCAGGAGGGGUGAUGGUGACAGCAGUGACUAUACUGAAAUUAAGGCCAAAUGAACCGCGAUCCUUCCCUGAUGCCUCGGCCAAAUGGGACACGGUGGCCACUAGGGUCCAAUCAUCCCUCCUGCCACAAUAAUUUACUAUUUCACCCACAUAAAUGUGGCCUUGUUGAGCUGUCUCUUUGGAACACCCUGCUGAAAAGACCAGCUCAGACCAGCAUUAAUUUUAUGCUGGUUUAUAUUGGUUUGAUGCUGGUCAUCCAGCAUCGUCUUUCUGGGUAGCUUGUUUGACCAAGGGAGGCUUGCAGGUUAUGCUAGUUAAGAGGCCUGGUAGGGACACCAGAAUACCAACAUCCAAAACAACAUAAUGCUGGUCUUUAACAGGACAACCACAGAUGAUGUACAAACAUUGAUGUUGGAGUAUUUUAAAUUGUGCUCUACAACACCUUUCUUCUCCAAGGUUUUGUGUAUAUACAGUAUACUGUAUGUAGGCAUAUGCAGUAUAUAGAAUAUACAGCUCUGGAAAAAGUUAAGAGACCACUGCAAAAUUAUUAGUUUCUCUGGAUCUACUAUUUAUAGGUAUGUGUUUGAGUAAAAUGAACAUUUUUGUU